GGAGCCGCCAGCAGCAGCAGCAGCAGCAGCCGCCCGGGACUCCUGCAGCCAGCGCCUUGUAUUGUUAUCAGUGUGUGAGGAGCAGUAGGCGGAGGGAGGCAGCGCUCCUCCGUGUGGUGAUGCUCUGACAGGAGAGCGGCCGUUACAGUGAGCAGGACUGAGCCCCAUCACUUCACAAGUGCAGCCUCCGCCGCUCUGUGCCAUCCUGCUGUCCGCCUCCGCCGUGGAGUACAGACAAUAGGGAGCGCAUCUCCAGCUCAGAGGAGACGGCGGCUGCUAUCACAUCCCGGGGACUCCUACCGGGGGGAGGGUGGCAACUGCAGGAUUCUCUGGAAAUCACCCAGUGUGUGCUGGGCACAGGGUGCACGGAUCAGCACCGCCGCCGCUCCUACUGCCUGGCGUAGAUCUGGGACACUGCUGUAUUCUUCAUCUGAAGCCAUCACCAGCCCUGUCCUCACCAUGUGCCGAAGCCUGCUGCCGACCCUGCGCAUCCUGGCGGCCCUGCUGCUGCACCAGGGACCAGCAGAAGCACUCGGGGGAUCCAGAUUAUGCAAGACAGGAUUUCUUGAGGAUGUUUAUCACGCAAGUGUGUACAGGAGCGUACAUGAAGGGCAGCCUCUCCUAAAUGUGAUGUUUACAGAUUGCGGUGCACAAAGACGGAUAAAUUAUGAAACUAGUAAACCAACAGAUUUUCGAAUCGAUGGUGAUGGGGUGAUAUUUGCUGCAAGAACCUUUGACAUUUCGCCUAAACAGACAACGUUUUUUGUGUAUGCCCAAGAUGAAGAUACUCAAGAGCUUUGGCAAGUUACAGUGAAAAUCAGUCUAAGACCGCAGCAUGGUAAAGAUCCGGUACCGGGUUCUUUUGAAGUCAAAGAAAUUACUUUUCCUCCGCAACAUAAGCACAAUGGCUUUCUACAACGACAGAAAAGAGACUGGGUUAUUCCACCAAUUAACGUACCGGAGAACUCAAGGGGAUCGUUUCCUCAGGAUUUAGUCCGAAUCAGGUCCGAUCGUGAUAAAAACCUUUCCCUGCGAUACAGUGUGACAGGUCCAGGAGCUGACCAACCACCCAUUGGCGUGUUCAUUAUCCAUCCCGUUUCUGGACAGCUGUCUGUUACGAAGCCUUUGGAUCGGGAACAGAUUGCCAUGUUCCAUCUGAGGGCACACGCAGUAGAUGUAAAUGGAAACCAGGUGGAAAAUCCCAUCGACAUAGUGAUCAAUGUAAUAGAUAUGAACGACAACAGACCGGAAUUUCUGCACCAGAUUUGGAAUGGGAGCAUUUCAGAAGGAUCAAAGCCAGGAUCCUACGUUAUGACUCUCACUGCUAUUGAUAGAGAUGACGCUAGACAACCGAAUGGCAUGCUACGAUACCAAAUCCUCUCCCAGACUCCAGAUACCCCUUCCUCAAACAUGUUCACCAUCAACAAUGAGACAGGAGAUAUUAUCACUUUGGCAGCAGGACUUGAUCGGGAGAAAGUGCAACGAUAUACAUUAAUAAUUCAAGCCACAGACAUGGAAGGAAACCCGACAUAUGGUCUCUCGAACACAGCAACUGCUGUCAUUUCUGUGACAGAUGUCAAUGACAACCCUCCAGAGUUCACCUCGAUGACUUUCUAUGGAGAAGUGCCUGAAAAUCGAGUCGAUGUUGUAGUAGCCAAUCUUACAGUAACAGACAAGGACCAGCCACACACUACUGCUUGGAACACAGUAUACAGAAUCGUCAGCGGUGACGCAACCGGACGUUUUACCAUUAGAACAGAGCCAAACAGCAACGAUGGUAUGGUCACUGUAGUCAAGCCUAUUGACUUUGAGACCAAUAGGAUGUUUGUUCUAACAGUAGCUGCAGAAAACCAAGUGCCGUUAAUUAAAGGCAUCCAUCAUCCUCCACAGUCAACCGCCACAGUCUCCAUUACUAUCAUUGAUGUCAACGAGAGUCCUUACUUCAGCCCAAAUCCUAAGCUUAUACGUCAAGAAGAAGGUUUGAUGCCAGGAAGUGUACUUGUAACAUUCAAUGCGCAGGAUCCAGAUCGCUAUAUGCAGCAAACAGUUAGGUAUUCAAAACUUUCCGAUCCUGCCAACUGGCUUAAAAUUGACCCUAUGAUUGGACAGAUUACUACUAUAGCAGUUCUGGACCGGGAAUCCAUGUAUGUGAAGAACAAUAUGUACAAUGCAACUUUUCUAGCCACAGACAGUGGUAUUCCUCCGAUGAGUGGCACGGGCACAUUACAGAUCUAUUUGCUGGAUAUAAAUGAUAACGCUCCUCAAGUCUUUCCAAGAGAAGUGGAAAUUUGUGAACGACCAGAUCCAAAUGCAAUUAAUAUCACAGCAGUAGAUGCUGACAUAAACCCUAAUGCCGGACCAUUCAUCUUUGAACUCCCAUUCAGCCCAUUGGAUAUUAAGAAGAACUGGACCAUUACUCGAAUCAAUGGUGACCAUGCCCAGCUCAGUCUGAAAAUUUCCUCCCUCGAUGAUGGAAUUUAUAACAUUCCUAUUCAGAUCACAGAUUCAGGAAAUCCUUCUUUGUCAAACACUUCAUACCUCCGUGUAAAAGUCUGCUCCUGUGACAUGAAUGGAUACUGCAGCGGAGUGGCCCCCAUCAUUGGCACUGGUCUGGGCACAGGAGCCAUCAUUGCAAUUCUUCUGUGCAUCAUCAUUUUGCUCACUCUAGUCUUGAUGUUUGUGGUAUGGAUGAAACGCCGCGAUAAGGAAAGACAAGCCAAACAGCUUCUUAUUGACCCCGAGGAUGAUGUCAGAGACAAUAUCUUGAAGUAUGAUGAAGAAGGUGGAGGAGAGGAAGAUCAGGACUAUGAUUUAAGCCAAUUGCAACAGCCUGACACAGUAGAACCAGAUACAAUUAAGCCUGUGGGCAUACGGCGCAUGGAUGAAAGACCUAUUCACGCAGAGCCACAGUAUCCUAUCCGAUCAGCCGCUCCACAUCCUGGUGAUAUUGGAGACUUCAUCAAUGAGGGGCUGAAGGCAGCAGACAAUGACCCCACGGCUCCACCUUAUGACUCUCUCUUAGUGUUUGACUAUGAAGGUAGUGGUUCCACUGCUGGCUCUCUAAGCUCCCUGAACUCAUCAAGUAGUGGUGGCGAGCAAGAUUACGAUUACCUAAAUGACUGGGGCCCCCGCUUCAAGAAACUUGCCGAUAUGUACGGAGGAGGAGAUGAUUGAACUUUGGAAUGAACUUUCGUUUUUGUGGACAAGAACAAACAUUUGAACUGAUAUUCCCAAAAAGCGUAAAGAAGCUUGGCUUUAACUUUGUAGUCUACUAGCACAAGUGCUUGUUUGAAGGCUUUGGCAUAGGCUGCAAACCAAUUUGGGCUCAGUGGGAAUAUCAGUCAUCCAAUACUGUUUGGAAAAAAAAACAUGAUUGAGCUCAGUUACACUUGAAUUUUACAGUACAGAAGCACUGGGAUUUUAUGUGCCUUUUUGUACCUUUUUCAGAUCGGAUUUAGUUUUAUGUUCAACGCUUUAAUGGUACUGAUUUCUGAAAGGGUGAAAAGACAAGGUAUGUUGUGAGUGCGGUGGCGUAAGUAAUUACAAGGAUUUUCUUCAUCAUGCCUUUUUUUUUUCUCUUUUUUUUUUACGUUGUGUUGCAUUCGUUAUAAUCUGGAAUAAAGAACAAAUUUCACUAGAAUAACUUUUAUUAGCCGCGAACAAAUCCAUGUGAUUGACAUGUACAGUGCAUUAUACUUAGUUGUAGGUAUUAGGUUUAUUUCAUUGGAAGUCUACAGGAUUUUGCAGUUGGUUGCAGGAAAAGGGAGUUGUCAUAUCACCAGUUUCUAGCAUAAUUUACUUUUUUUUGUAGCAGGAUUGAUUUUUCUUUCACAAGAUAGGCACAUUUUGGUCUUAAUGUACACUCUUUUCAUUUGGGUAUUUUUUUCACUUCACUGUAAAAAUGGUAUGUGUACAUAAUGUUUUCUCAACAUAGUCUAUAAAGAAGUUUCCAAGCUUCAGAACAUGUGUAUGUAUUAUUUGGACUAUGGAUUCAGGUUUUGCAUGUUUAUAUCUUUUUUUCUUUAUGAAUAAAGUAUUUACAAAACAGGUGACAAACAUAAUUAUGUUAAAGUAGACAAACUGUAGAAUCCGUACACCUUUUUUUUCUAUUAUUCUUGAUUUGGGAGGGUGAAAACAAAAAGUUCUUAGCACAAAUGUUUUACAUAAUUUGUACCAAAAAACAAAAACAAAUCAGAUAGGGGCAAACCGAUGUCGGUGGCACUACUAAUACAUGUUUAAAGGGGUGGGAAGCUUUUAAACUGGAGAGACUUUGACAACGGCUUUGCCUCUGUAUUGUGUACCAGAAUAUAAAUGAUGCACCUCUGACCCCACGUUCUGAAUAAAAUGCUAAUUUUGGAUCUGG
Molecule: messenger RNA, 4363 nt
Organism: Bufo gargarizans (Asiatic toad)
Lineage: Eukaryota; Metazoa; Chordata; Amphibia; Anura; Bufonidae
Gene: CDH2
Product: cadherin 2
Exons: 16
Coding region: 460-3174 (904 amino acids)
Biological process (GO): synapse assembly; cell-cell junction assembly; multicellular organism development
Cellular component (GO): postsynaptic density; postsynaptic specialization membrane; catenin complex
Molecular function (GO): calcium ion binding; cadherin binding
Source: RefSeq, a predicted model, not a curated record